Messenger RNA from Giardia duodenalis, 1848 nucleotides. RefSeq lists its product as uncharacterized. The transcript has a single exon. The record is from RefSeq and is a predicted model, not a curated record. NCBI's taxonomy places the organism in Eukaryota, Fornicata, Diplomonadida, Hexamitidae. The coding region runs from base 1 to 1848 and encodes 615 amino acids.
AUGGAAUCGUAUUCGGACCAUGUUAGACAAUCCCAGAAGACAUUUACCAGUAUGGGCAAGGUGACCAAGCAACUACUACAGCAUUUUGGAAUUGUUGUGAAUCGCCUAGUCGAUUUAAGUGACCUGUUGGCUUCCGUAGCAAAAUGUGAGUCUAGCUUUAUGCGGGACCCCCUUGAAGCCAUGUCUUCAGUUACAAAGGCAUUGGCUGCCGAAUGGUCUGUAGCAACUAAGGGGAUCAUGGCCUUACCACACUGUUUUGACAUGAAGGAGGACAACGCUCGCAUUCAGACCUCAAUUAAGCAUCAGGCACUAGCACAGCCACCAUUCUGUAUUCAAACAAACCACGAGCUUGUCAUCAAUGCAGCUGUGUUUGAGCGUACAAGAGCAGCAAAUAUCCAACAGGGAAUGUAUAAUUUAGGUCACAGUCUCCUGUAUAUGGGCAUUCGUGCAGUUGAGGCGGGGACAAAUCUCAAAACUUUAUCUUCAGCAAUAGACCCACACACCGGCGUUCUGGACGUUGCGAUGCGUUUUCGUGAGCUCGAUCUAGGAGAAAGCGUCACCAUGAACAUGCUACUAAAGCUAUCUGCCAACGAAAUCAGAAACUACUUAACCCCACAAUUGUCGCAGAAGGGAAUCAAGUAUGCAGGACAGCUCAAUUCAUAUAAGGACAAGCGGAAGUCGAGAAAGCACCCACCAGCGUCAGCUUUGGCGAUAUCUCAGCCGCUGCCACCUAAUCUAUCUCUAACGACAGAUAAAUCAGAAUCUAGCCAAGAAGCAGCGCCUGGGACUUUGUUGGGCUAUCAGAAUGUGACAAUUAAUAGCCCAACUGGAGAUGCCGUGCUGCCACCGCAGUACCCUCGGUCAGCACCACAACAAGCAGAAGGUUUGUCAAGCGAUGCAGAGAAACAGAAAAACUCACAACAAAAUCAUGAAUGUGAAUGCUCCAAGCAAUUGCAAGAAUACCAACAACAGAUCAUUGAGCAUCAGAACAUGAUCACGUCCCUACAGGCACAGCUUAGCCAGCAGCUCCAAUUACAGGUGCAACAGUUGCAGCAAAUGCAUCAGAUACAAACACCACAAGCACUGCAAUUACAGCAGCCAAUCUCUUCCAAUAACCCCAUUUCUCAGGGGGGCCUGCAAGCACCUGCCUCUCAGGCUGACAACGGAACUCUUGCCCCCUUACCCUCUGCCUUGCCGCCACAGCAGCAUUACUACAGUGAAGAUGCGGUCAGUACAUCAGACGAUACUCAAAGCGUGAACCCGGCAACAUAUGCGCAACAACAGGCUAACAAUCCAUUUACGAAGCCAAAGCUCCAGCCGCAGGGAUUAUUGGUUAACGAAUUGUCAAACUAUAUUCAAGAAUCUGAACUCACAGACGCGCAUAUGCGUGAGUCUACCGAAGUUUCACAAAUUAGUGUGUCUAAGCGUGCCAGCAAUGCUCUGAAUCUCAUGACACGGUCAACAACAGAGCUAGAUAACAUGGGGGACGAGUAUGACCUUUCCAAGCCAGAAGAGAACGUUGCAACAGAAAAGGGUGUUAGUGGUCACCAUCAGACGGUUAAGGAAGAUGCCCCAACAUUGGUCGUAGCGAACUCGGUUGACCAGAUAGAUCCUAAGCCCUCUAGAAACCAAGAAACUGCAAAGCCAAAGAAGUUUGCAAUCAAUGACUUCCUUCGUGACCCUUCAGCAAAGAAUAAAGAACGGCCGUCCUCAAAAGCUACAGCAGGCCUCUAUAGCAGCCUAAAAGACGAGGACUCCUUUGGCCUCAUAGGCUCUAUACCGGCUCAGCCAAGUAAGCCAAAAAUAGAUAUUAAUGCUCUGGAUGACGACGAUCUUGAUUUCUUUUAG